Molecule: messenger RNA, 10673 nt
Organism: Microtus ochrogaster (prairie vole)
Lineage: Eukaryota; Metazoa; Chordata; Mammalia; Rodentia; Cricetidae
Gene: Ahnak
Product: AHNAK nucleoprotein
Exons: 9
Coding region: 234-9839 (3201 amino acids)
Biological process (GO): regulation of RNA splicing
Cellular component (GO): cytoplasm; nucleus; costamere
Molecular function (GO): protein binding
Source: RefSeq, a predicted model, not a curated record
GCCGCGGGGACUGCACUGUCCGCCCUGCCAGACCCGCCCCGACUGGGGCUCGCCGUCACCAGCAGUCACAGCACUGCGACCUCGGGCCCUACGUCGGCUAUGGCUGCGUCCUGGGACUAAGUCCGCAGGUUGUGUGACUGAGUUUCCCAAAGAGAGAGAGACUGAUAAAAGAAGAGAAGAAGGAGGGGCGGGCUCCUGGCAAGGCGUUCGCUCCUGAACAGAGUCCUGCAAAGAUGGAGAAGGAGGAGGAGACAACUCGGGAGCUGCUGCUGCCUAACUGGCAGGGCAGCGGCUCCCACGGACUGACCAUUGCCCAGAGGGAUGAUGGAGUCUUUGUUCAGGAAGUGAUGCAGAACUCCCCUGCGGCCCGCACUGGGGUGGUCAAAGAGGGGGACCAGAUUGUGGGUGCCACCAUCUACUUUGACAACCUGCAGUCUGGUGAGGUGACCCAGCUGCUGAACACCAUGGGGCACCACACUGUUGGCUUGAAGUUGCACCGUAAGGGGGACCGUUCCCCUGAGCCUGGACAGACCUGGACUCAUGAAGUCUUCAGCUCCCGUAGCUCCGAGGUGGUGCUGAGCGGGGAUGAUGAAGACUACCAGCGCAUCUACACCACAAAGAUCAAGCCACGACUGAAGUCGGAGGAUGGCGUAGAAGGGGACCUUGGGGAGACCCAGAGCCGUACCAUCACAGUGACCAGAAGGGUCACAGCCUACACUGUGGAUGUGACCGGUCGGGAAGGAGUGAAGGACAUCGACAUCAGCAGCCCUGAGUUCAUGAUCAAGAUACCAAAGCACGAAGUGACUGAAAUCGCCAACACAGAUGUAGAAAUCCAGUCUGGGAAGACGGUGAUCAGACUGCCCUCAGGAUCGGGGGCAGUUUCUCCAACCCCUGGCUCUGCCAUGGAUGUCCGGGCAGGGGCCAUUUCUGCUUCAGGACCAGAGCUCGAACGUGCUGGCCAAUCAAAAUUCCAGGUCACCGUACCUGGGAUAAAGGUGGGAAGCCCCGGCAUCAAUGUCAGUGCAAAAGGCUUGGACUUGGGUGGCAAAGGAGGGAUCCAAGUUCCAGGGGUGGACAUUUCGUCUUCUCUUGGGACUGGCUCAGUACAGGUACAGGGUCCUUCCCUCCAGAGUGGUGAUAUUGGGAAAAUUAAAAUCCCAACCAUGAAGAUGCCAAAAUUUGGUGUCUCAGCAGGCCCGGAGGGUCAGAUACCAGAGGCAGGGCUGAGUGUUUCCGCACCUGAGUUCUCUGUGGGGCAUAAAAGUGACAAGUCAGGUUUGGCUAUUGGUGGGAGCAUUCAGGCCCCUCACUUGGAAGUCAGUGCCCCUUCUGUCAAUAUUGAGGGCCUUGGGGGGAAGCUGAAGGGUCCCCAAAUCACUGGGCCAUCACUCGAAAGUGACUUAGGCCUGAAAGGUACCAAGCUGCAGGGGAACAUAGGAAUGGAUGCCUCUGCUUCCAAAACUGAGGGCAACAUCACUGGUCCCAGUGUGGAAGUUGGAACCCCUGAUGUCAACAUUCAUGGGCUAGGAGGCAAACUGAAUUUGCCCAAGAUGAAAGUCCCUAAAUUCUCUGCAUCAGGUUCCAAGGGAGAGGGAGUUGGCGUUGAUGUGACAGUGCCCACAGGUGAAGUGACUCUUCCUGGGGUCUCUGGGGAUGUUAGUCAGCCUGAGAUUGCCAUUGGUGGGCUAGAAGGGAAGAUAAAGGGUGCUAAAGUCAAGACACCUGAAAUGAUUGUCCAGAAACCUAAAAUCUCCAUGCAGGAUGUGGAUCUGAGCCUUGGGUCUUGUAAACUGAAAGGCGAUAUGAAGGUGUCUGCUCCUGAGGUCAAAGGUGAUGUUAAAGGCCCUCAUGUGGCAGUUAAAGGCCCCAAAGUAGACAUAGAGACACCAAACUUAGAGGGGACCAUGACAGGUCCCAAGCUCAGCAGCCCUUCUGGAAAAAUAGGGGCCUGUAGGAUAUCUAUGGCAGAUGUAGACCUAAAUGUAGCUGCGCCUAAAGGGAAAGGGGGUGUAGAUGUUGUGCUACCCAAAGUAGAAGGGAAAAUCAAAGUCCCUGAACUUGAUGUCCAAGGCACCAAAAUGGAUAUUAGUGCCCCAGAUGUGGAAGUGCAUGGCCCAGAAUGGAACUUGAAAACGCCCAAGAUGAAGAUGCCCAAGUUCAGUGUCCCAGGGGUCAAAGGAGAAGGCCCAGAUGUAGAUGUGGCUCUACCGAAAGGAGACAUCAGUAUUUCAGGGCCUAAGGUCAACAUAGAAGCCCCAAGUGCCAACAUGGAGAGUCUGGGGGGCAAACUUAAAGGUCCUGAUAUUGAUCUUCCUGAAGUGAGUGUCAAGACUCCAAAGGUUUCCAUACCUGAUGUAGAUCUGCACAUCAAAGGCGCAAAGGUGAAGGGAGAGUGUGAUGUCACAACACCAAAGCUUGAGGGUGACCUGAAAGGCCUCCAAGUGGACGCUGAUGCCCCAGAAGUGAAUGUUCAUGGCCCAGACCUGAAGAUACCCAAGAUGAAGAUGCCCAAAUUCAGUGUGCCAGGGUUCAAAGCAGAGGGCCCAGAAGUGGAUGUGAAUCUGCCCAAGGCAGAUAUGGACAUUUCUGGGCCUAAGGUGGAGGUCAGUGCUCCAGAUGUGAGCAUUGAGGGACCAGAAGGGAAACUGAAAGGACCUAAGUUUAAAAUGCCUGAAAUGAAUAUUAGAGCUCCAAAGAUCUCCAUGCCAGAUGUGGACUUACACUUAAAAGGCCCCAGUGUAAAGGGAGAAUAUGAUGUCACCGUGCCAAGGCCUGAAGGUGAGAUUAAAGUUCCUGAUGUUGAACUUAAAAGUGCCAAACUGGACAUUGAUGCCCCGAAUGUGGAUGUUCAAGGUCCCGAAUGGCACAUGAAGAUGCCAAAGAUAAAAAUGCCCAAGUUUGGUAUGCCAGGCUUCAAGGCAGAGAGUCCAGAUGUGGAGGUGAAUCUCCCUAAGGCCAACAUUGAUGUCUCAGGACCCAAGGUAGAUGUCAAAGCACCAGAUGUGAACAUUGAAGGACCUGAAGGAAAACUGAAGGGUCUUAAGUUGAAGACGCCUGAGAUGAAUAUAAAGGCCCCAAAGAUCUCCAUGCCUGAUGUAGAUUUGCAUAUGAAAGGCCCCAAGGUAAAAGGAGAGUAUGAUGUCACAAUGCCAAAGAUUGAAGGAGACUUGAAAGGCCCCAAAGUAGAUGUCAGUGCUCCAGAUGUUGACAUUCAGAGUCCUGAUUGGAACUUGAAAAUGCCAAAGAUUAAAAUGCCCAAAUUUAGCAUGCCUAGUCUCAAAGGAGAAGGCCCAGAGUUGGAUGUGAACAUGCCCAAGGCUGAUAUGGACAUUUCUGUACCAAAACUAGAUAUUAGUGCUCCAGAUUUGAACCUUGAAGGACCUGAAGGGAAGUUGAAAGGCCCCAAGUUUAAGAUGCCUGAGAUGCAUUUCAAGGCUCCAAAGGUGUCUCUACCAGAUGUGGACCUGGACCUCAAAGGACCCAAAAUGAAAGGAAAUCUAGACAUGACUGCACCAAAAAUAGAGGGAGAGAUGAAAGUACCUGAUGUGGACAUCAAAGGUCCGAAGGUAGAUAUUAAAUCACCAGAUGGGGAAGGUCAGGGCCCAGACUGGAGCCUGAAAAUGCCAAAGAUGAAAAUGCCUAAGUUCAGUAUGCCUACUCUCAAAGGUGAGGGUCCAGAUGUGGAUGUGAACCUGCCUAAGGCUGACAUUGAUGUCUCAGCACCCAAGGUUGACAUUGAAGGCCCUGAUGUGAGCACUGAAGGACCAGAAGGAAAGUUGAAAGGUCCUAAGUUCAAGAUGCCUGAGAUGAACAUCAAGGCCCCUAAGAUCUCCAUGCCUGAUGUGGACUUAAACUUGAAAGGCCCCAAAGUCAAGGGGGAUGUGGAUGUGACAGUGCCCAAGCUAGAAGUUAAGGGGCCCAAAGGAAAAGCAGAUGUGGAUGUAUCAUUGCCUGAUGUAGAGGGUGAAAUAAAAGUUCCAGAUGUGGAUGUUAAAGGGCCCAAAGUUGGCAUUGAUGCUCCAGAUGUUGAAGUUCAUGGCCCAGACUGGCACCUUAAGAUGCCUAAAAUGAAAAUGCCCAAGUUCAGUAUGCCUGGCUUCAAAGGAGAAGGCCCAGAAGUUGACAUCCCUAAGGCCAACAUUGAUGUCUCAGGACCCAAGGUAGACAUUAAUGUUCCAGAUGUAAAUAUUGAAGGUCCAGAUACAAAACUAAAAGGGCCAAAAUUUAAGAUGCCAGAAAUGAAUAUAAAGCCUCAGAAGAUAUCCAUGCCAGAUGUUAGCUUGAAUUUGAAAGGCCCUAAAGUGAAAGGAGACUAUGAUGUUCCAAAAGUGGGAGGAGAAAUAAAAGCUCCUGCUGUUGAUAUCAAAGGCCCCCAAGUAGAUGUACCAGAUGUGGAUGUUCACGGCCCAGACUGGCACCUGAAGAUGCCUAAGGUAAAAAUGCCCAAGUUCAGUAUGCCUGGCUUCAAAGGAGAGGGCCCUGAAGUGGAUGUAAAUCUUCAAAAGGCCAACAUUGAUGUCUCAGGACCCAAAGUAAACAUUGAUGUUCCAGAUGUGAAUAUUGAAGCUCCAGAAGGGAAACUAAAGGGCCCCAAGUUCAAGAUGCCGAGCAUGAAUAUACAGACACACAAAAUCUCUAUGCCUGAUGUUGGUCUUAAUCUGAAAGGACCUAAACUGAAAAGUGAUGUAGAUGUUUCUCUUCCAAAACUGGAAGGAAAUUUGAAAGGUCCUGAAGUUGAUGUUAAAGUCCCUAAGGUGGAUGUGGAUGUUGGUGAUAUUGAUAUUGAAUGUCCAGAAGGGAAGUUGAAGGAUGUGAAUAUUGAAGGUCCUGAUGCAAAACUGAAGGGUCCUAAGUUCAAGAUGCCAGAGAUGAAUAUCAAAGCUCCUAAGAUCUCAAUGCCAGAUUUGGACCUUAACAUUAAAGGCCCCAAAGUGAAAGGAGAUGUGGAUGUUUCACUUCCAAGUGUUGAAGGUGAUUUGAAAGGGCCUUCUCUUGACAUAAAGGACCCAAAAUUAGAUCUAAAUGCUCCAGAUGUUGACAUUCAUGGUCCUGAGGGCAAAUUAAAAGGCCCCAAACUGAAAAUGCCUGACAUGCAUGUCAACAUGCCCAAGAUCUCUAUGCCUGAAAUUGACUUGAAUUUAAAGGGCUCAAAGCUUAAGGGAGAUGUUGAUAUCUCUGGACCCAAACUGGAGGGUGAAAUUAAAACUCCCAAGUUAGAUGUGAAGGGCCCAGAAGUGGACAUUUCUGCUCCCAAGGUUAAUAUUGAAGGGAAAUCAAAGAAAUCUCGUUUUAAGCUCCCUAAAUUUAAUUUUUCUGGAUCCAAAGUUCAGACACCUGACAUGGAUGUCAAAGUUAAAAAGCCAGAUGUUGAUGUAACAGCUCCAAAAGUUGACAUUAAUGCUCCAGAAGUUGAAGUACAAGGCAAAGUGAAAGGAUCCAAGUUUAAAAUGCCUUUCCUGAGUAUUUCAUCUCCCAAAGUUUCUAUGCCUGAUGUGGAGCUAAAUUUGAAAGGUCCUAAGGUCAAAGGAGACUUAGAUGUAGCAGGCCCAAAUUUAGAAGGAGAUUUUAAAAGCCCUAAAGUGGACAUUAAAGCACCAGAGGUUCAUAUUAAUGCACCUGAUGUGGACGUUCAUGGUCCAGAAUGGAAUCUGAAGAUGCCCAAGAUGAAAAUGCCCAAGUUCAGUGUGUCUGGCAUAAAAGCAGAAGGACCUGAUGUGGCUAUGGAUUUACCAAAAGGAGACAUCAAUGUAGAAGGUCCCAGUAUGAAUAUUGAGGGCCCAGAACUCAAUGUAGAGUGUCCAGAGGGAAGCUUAAAAGGUCCCAAAUUUAAGAUGCCUGAGAUGAACAUCAAAGCCCCCAAGAUCUCUAUGCCUGACAUUGACUUAAACCUGAAAGGUCCCAAGGUAAAAGGUGAUGUAGAUGUAUCUCUUCCCAAACUUGAAGGAGAUCUUAAAGGGCCAAAAGUUGACAUCAAAGGCCCCAAAGUGGACAUUGAUGUGAAUAUUGAAGGUCCUGAUGCAAAACUGAAGGGUCCUAAGUUCAAGAUGCCAGAGAUGAACAUCAAGGCUCCCAAGAUCUCCAUGCCUGACAUUGAUUUGCACUUGAAAGGGCCUAAACUGAAGGGAGAUGUGGAUGCUUCCUUGCCUAAAAUGGAAGGUGAACUAAAAGGCCCUGCUAUUGAUAUAAAGGGUCCCAGUGUAGAUAUCGAUACUCCUGACAUCAAUAUUGAUGGCCCAGAAGGGAAAUUAAAGGGACCCAAAUUUAAAAUACCAGAUAUGCACAUCAAAGCUCCCAAGAUUUCCAUGCCUGACUUUGACUUAAACCUUAAAGGACCCAAGGUAAAAGGAGAUGUGGACCUUGCACUACCUAAGAUGGAAGGUGAUCUCAAAGGGCCAGAGAUAGACAUUGAGGGUCCUGAAGGAAAGCUCAAAGGUCCCAAAUUUAAGAUGCCAGAUGUCCAUUUUAAGACCCCUCAAAUUUCAAUGAGUGACAUUGAUUUGAACAUGAAAGGACCUAAAAUAAGGGGAGAUUUGGACAUAGAAGGGGAUUUGAAAGGUCCCAAACUGGAUGUCAAAGGCCCUAAACUGGACAUCGACACUCCUGACAUUGACAUUCAUGGUCCAGAAGGGAAGCUGAAGGGCCCCAAGUUCAAAAUGCCUGAUCUCCACCUCAAGAUUGAUGUCUCAGGACCCAAGGUGGACAUUGAUGUUCCAGAUGUGAAUAUUGAAGGUCCUGAUGCAAAAUUGAAGGGUCCUAAAUUCAAGAUGCCAGAGAUUAGCAUCAAGGCUCCAAAGAUAUCUAUGCCUGAUGUAGAUCUGGAGUUAAAAGGACCCAAAGUAAAAGGAGACUUUGAUGUGUCUGUUCCCAAGAUUGAAGGUAGUCUCAAAGGACCUGAAGUAGACCUGAAAGGUCCAAGUCUAGAUUUUGAAGGCCCUGAUGCUAAACUCAGUGGCCCUAACUUGAAGAUGCCAUCACUGGAUGUAUCUGCUCCUAAAAUAACUGGACCUGAUGUUAAUGUGCACCUCAAGACACCAAAAAUUGGUGUUUCUGGGCCUAAGUUAGGAGGUGGUGAAGUGGACCUUAAAGGACCCAAAGUUGAUUUAGAAACUCCAAGUUUAGACGUCCGUAUGGAGGGCCCAGAUAUUAAUAUCGAGGGUCCAGAUGUUAAAGUUCCAAAGUUUAAGAAACCCAAGUUUGGAUUUGGUGCAAAAAGCGCUAAAGCUGACAUCAAGACACCCUCAGUUGAUGUGACUGUCCCUGAAGCAGAGCUGAGUGUUGAGACCCCUGAUGUAAGCCUUGGUGGAAAGGGCAAGAAAAGCAAGUUUAAAAUGCCUAAAAUUCACAUGAGUGGCCCUAAAGUUAAGGCCAAAAAGCAGGGAUUUGAUUUGAACGUUCCUGGAGGUGAGAUUGAUGCCAGUCUGAAGGGUCCUGAUGUGGAUAUUGGUGUUGCAGGGCCUGAUGCUGCACUCAAAGUUGAUGUAAAGUCUCCAAAAGCCAAGAAAACCAUGUUUGGGAAAAUGUACUUCCCAGAUGUAGAAUUUGACAUCAAGUCACCUAAAUUUAAAGCAGAGGCAUCCCUACCCAGCCCUAAGUUGGAGGGUGACAUCAAGAUACCAGAUCUGGACAUUUCUUCACCAGGGGUUAAUGUGGAAGCUCCUGACAUCCAUGUGAAGGCUCCCAAGUUCAAGGUGCCAAGUGUGGAUGUCUCAGGGCCAAAGUUAGAGGGCAACUUGAAAGGUCCUAAGGUGCAGGCAAACUUGGAGACACCUAACAUCAACAUCGAAGGCUCUGAUGCCAAAAUCAAAGCACCCUCAUUCAGUGUGUCUGCUCCUCAAGUCUCCAUACCUGAUGUGAAUGUUAAGUUGACAGGACCAAAGAUUAAGGGUGAUGCCCCCAGUGUGGGUCUGGAAGGACCUGAUGUCGAUUUGCAAGGUCCAGAAGGAAAAAUCAAGUUCCCCAAGUUUUCACUGCCCAGGAUCAGUGCCCCUGGUCUUGAAGGAAGCCUGAGCACAUCAGAUGUUAAGUUUGAAGGGCCUGAUAUAUCUCUUAAAGGCCCAGGAGUGGACUUGCCUUCGGUGGACAUCUCUAUGCCAAAAAUUUCUGGGCCUGAUGUUGACCUGAACUUGAAAGGACCAAGUCUGAAGGGAGACCUGGAUGCAUCCAGUCCCAGCAUGAAGCUGCACGCCCCAGGUCUUGACCUCAAAGGUGUUGGUGGAAAAGUACAGAUAGGAGGAGAUGGUGUGAAAGUCCCAGGGAUUGAUGCCACAGCAGCCCUUAAUGUGGGGGCACCUGAUGUGACUCUGAAGGGACCAAGCCUACAGGGAGAUCUGACCAUGUCUGGGGACAUCAAGUGCCCUAAACUAUCUGCUGGUGCCCCCGAUCUCAGCUUGGAGGCCUCAGAAGGUAGCGUCAAAUUUCCCCACAUGAAGCUGCCUCAGUUUGGCAUCUCUGCUCCAGGGUCCGAUUUGGACGUUAACAUCAAGGGGCCACAAGUUUGUGGAGAACUGAAGGGACCAGGGAUGGAUGUGAACCUGAAGGGGCCCCAGAUCUCAGCACCAAACAUGGACUUUAACUUGGAAGGACCAAAAGUGAAGGGGAGCCUUGGGGCCACUGGAGAACUGAAAGGCCCAGCAGUUGGGGGAAGCCUUCCAGGCAUCAGUGCUCAGGGCCUAGAAGGAAAUCUCCAAAUGCCUGGAUUUAAGGCUUCUGGGUGCGAUGUGCAACUCCCAGCAGGGCAGCUUUCUGGUCCUGAAAUUAAAAGAGAUCUGAAAGGUUCAGGAAUAGGUCUCCAUGGGGCUGUCCCUGAUAUCAGUGUCAAGGGGCCUUCCUUUAACAUGGCAUCUCCAGAGUCAGAUUUUGGUGUCAGCUUGAAGGGCCCCAAAGUCAAAGGAGGUGUAGAUGUUUCAGGGGGUGUCACUGUCCCAGAUAUCAACCUGGGUGAAGGGCAUAUGAGUGUCAAAGACUCUGGGGUUGAGUGGAAGGGACCCCAAGUCUCCUCCUCUCUAAACCUGGAUACAUCUAAACUUGCUGGGAACCUUCAUUUCUCAGGACCAAAGAUAGAAGGAGGCAUGAAAGGAGGCCAGACUGGACUCCAGGGUCCAGGGCUGAGUGUGUCUGGGCCUCAAGGUCACUUGGAAAGUGGAUCUGGAAAAGUAACAUUCCCCAAGAUGAAGAUCCCCAAAUUUGCCUUCUCUGGCCGCGAGCUUGUUGGCAGAGAAGUAGGGGUGGAUGUCAACUUCCCUAAAGUAGAGGCCAAUGUGCAGGCUGGUGCAGGAGAAGACGAAUGGGAAGAGUCAGAAGUAAAACUUAAAAAAUCCAAAAUCAAAAUGCCCAAGUUUAACUUUUCCAAACCUAAAGGGAAAGGUGGUGCCACCGGCUCACCAGAAGCAUCCAUUUCUGGGUCCAAAGGGGACCUGAAGAGCUCAAAGGCCAGCUUGGGCUCUCUGGAAGGAGAAGCAGAUGCCGAAGCAUCGUCACCAAAAGGCAAAUUCUCGCUGUUUAAAAGUAAGAAGCCAAGACACCGUUCCAACUCCUUCAGCGAUGAGAGGGAGUUCUCGGCGCCUUCCACCCCAACCGGGACUUUGGAGUAUGCAGGUGGAGAAGUUAAAAGCAAACACGGGAAGCUGAAAUUUGGUACCUUCGGUGGGUUGGGGUCAAAGAGCAAAGGUCAUUAUGAGGUGACUGGGAGUGAUGAUGAGGCAGCCAAGUUACAGGGGAGUGGAGUGUCUUUGGCCUCAAAGAAGUCCCGACUGUCUUCCUCUUCUAGCAACGACAGUGGGACGAAGGUUGGCAUCCAGCUUCCUGAGGUAGAACUCUCAAUUUCCACAAAGAAAGAGUAGUGGGCCUUGUAUGUGUGUACAUAUAUAUAAAUACAUCAGCCUUGGGUGUGUUUGUAUAUAAACUCCAAAGAGAAACACCCCAACAGCCUCAGCAAUAAUGCAAAGAUCUUGCCUCUCCCAGUGGCAAGUGCUGACAAACCGAGUGCCUCUAGGCUCCUGGGCUAGGUAAAGAGUUCUAAGUUCAUCUGGCCCGUGUGCAAAGUCAACAGUAUUUGCCUUAAGAUUUUAGUUUUUUUGGUUUCUUCUUCUUAUUUUUUUUUUUUUGCAUUGAACGCUGAGAGCUCGUGUUUACUAAGCAAGCUUUUGUGUUUAUCCUUGUUUUUGCUGAACAUUGUUAGUACCUGGGUAAUGGAAACCCACUUUCUUUUCAUUGUAAUGACUUUGGGGGCUUUUGUGAGAAAGGAAAGGUGGGAUAAAAGGUGGCAGAGGGGUCUAGGUCGUCGUUGCUCUGAAGGUUGGAUAUGUACAAACAGCAACACCCUGGUAUGGCUCAGAGGAGGUGGCAGCCAGGAGGUGGGAGUUUCUCAAUUCUCUGUAGCAUGACUUUUAAUCCCUAGGUGUGUUAGUCCCAGCCUAGUUUGGUGCUCAAGGUGAGAGGGGGAUUUAAAUCUGUCUGCAAAUUGUCCAACCUGCCAGGUCAAUGUGAGGGGCUUCCAUUCUGGGUUUGGUAAGAAAGUGUUCAUUCGUGACUGCCGUGUUCUGAGAAAAGUUCUGAUUCCUUUUAACAAAUGUCAUCAUGAUUAAGGAAAUGUCUGGCACUUUAAUGGAAAAUUAAUUGAGAAUGUAAGAAAGUUGAUGCUGUACAAGGCAAAUAAAACCGUUCAUUAACCCUGA